This is a messenger RNA of Mus caroli (Ryukyu mouse), 5413 nucleotides long. The record is from RefSeq and is a predicted model, not a curated record. Lineage: Eukaryota; Metazoa; Chordata; Mammalia; Rodentia; Muridae.
CAAAACAUCUUCAAAAUGACGAGGAUUUUGACAGCUUGCAAAGUGGUGAAGACACUGAAGAGUGGCUUUGGUUUUGCCAAUGUGACUACGAAGCGACAGUGGGACUUCUCCAGACCUGGCAUCAGGCUCCUUUCUGUGAAGGCAAAGACAGCACACAUUGUUCUGGAAGAUGGAACCAAGAUGAAAGGCUACUCCUUUGGCCAUCCCUCCUCUGUUGCUGGUGAAGUGGUUUUUAAUACUGGCUUAGGAGGGUACCCGGAAGCACUUACUGAUCCUGCCUACAAGGGCCAGAUCCUCACCAUGGCCAACCCUAUCAUUGGGAAUGGUGGGGCUCCCGACACCACUGCCCGAGACGAACUGGGACUGAAUAAGUACAUGGAGUCUGAUGGGAUCAAGGUGGCAGGUCUGCUGGUUCUGAAUUACAGUAAUGACUAUAACCACUGGCUGGCUACCAAGAGUCUGGGUCAAUGGCUGCAGGAGGAGAAGGUCCCUGCAAUUUAUGGAGUGGAUACAAGAAUGCUGACUAAAAUAAUUCGGGAUAAGGGUACCAUGCUUGGGAAGAUUGAAUUUGAAGGCCAGUCUGUGGAUUUUGUGGAUCCCAAUAAGCAGAAUUUGAUUGCUGAGGUUUCAACCAAGGAUGUCAAGGUGUUUGGCAAAGGAAACCCCACGAAAGUGGUAGCUGUGGACUGUGGGAUAAAAAACAAUGUCAUCCGCUUGCUAGUUAAGCGAGGAGCUGAAGUGCAUUUGGUCCCCUGGAAUCACGACUUCACCCAGAUGGAGUACGAUGGACUUUUGAUUGCUGGGGGACCUGGGAAUCCAGCUCUUGCACAGCCACUAAUUCAGAAUGUGAAAAAGAUUUUGGAGAGUGACCGCAAAGAGCCAUUGUUUGGAAUCAGUACAGGAAACAUAAUAACAGGAUUGGCUGCUGGUGCCAAAUCCUACAAGAUGUCCAUGGCCAACAGAGGACAGAACCAACCUGUUUUGAAUAUCACAAACAGACAGGCUUUCAUAACUGCUCAGAAUCAUGGCUAUGCUCUGGACAACACACUCCCUGCUGGCUGGAAACCACUGUUUGUGAAUGUCAAUGAUCAAACAAAUGAGGGGAUUAUGCAUGAGAGCAAACCUUUCUUCGCUGUGCAGUUCCACCCAGAGGUCAGCCCGGGGCCAACAGACACUGAGUACCUAUUUGAUUCCUUCUUCUCCCUGAUAAAGAAGGGCAAAGGCACCACCAUUACCUCAGUUCUGCCCAAGCCAGCGUUGGUGGCAUCUCGUGUCGAGGUCAGUAGAUGUGGACUUGGUUUUGGUUUUGCAUUUGAAUGGGAACAUUUAGGUUAGAACACUCGAUUCUUCUUCCAGGAAGAAAAUGUCAAAACAGUCCUGAUGAACCCAAACAUCGCAUCUGUGCAGACCAACGAGGUGGGAUUGAAGCAGGCAGAUGCAGUCUACUUUCUCCCUAUUACCCCCCAGUUUGUCACAGAAGUUAUCAAGGCUGAACGGCCUGAUGGGCUGAUUCUGGGCAUGGGUGGCCAGACAGCUCUGAACUGUGGAGUGGAACUAUUCAAGAGGGGUGUGCUCAAGGAAUAUGGUGUGAAGGUCUUGGGAACAUCAGUUGAGUCCAUUAUGGCCACAGAAGACAGGCAGCUUUUCUCAGACAAGCUGAAUGAGAUCAACGAGAAGAUUGCUCCCAGUUUUGCAGUGGAAUCAAUGGAGGAUGCCUUGAAGGCAGCAGACACCAUUGGCUACCCUGUGAUGAUUCGGUCUGCAUAUGCUCUGGGUGGCUUAGGCUCUGGCAUCUGUCCCAAUAAGGAGACCUUAAUAGACCUUGGCACAAAAGCAUUCGCUAUGACCAACCAGAUCCUGGUGGAGCGGUCAGUGACAGGUUGGAAAGAAAUAGAAUAUGAAGUUGUCCGAGAUGCAGAUGAUAACUGUGUCACAGUCUGUAACAUGGAAAAUGUUGACGCCAUGGGUGUUCACACAGGUGACUCGGUUGUCGUGGCCCCAGCCCAGACACUCUCCAAUGCAGAGUUCCAGAUGUUGAGACGCACUUCAGUCAAUGUUGUUCGUCACUUGGGCAUUGUGGGCGAAUGCAACAUUCAGUUUGCUCUUCACCCCACUUCCAUGGAAUACUGUAUCAUUGAAGUGAAUGCCAGGCUGUCCCGGAGUUCUGCCCUGGCCUCCAAGGCCACUGGCUACCCACUGGCAUUCAUUGCAGCAAAGAUUGCUCUAGGAAUCCCACUUCCAGAGAUCAAGAAUGUUGUAUCUGGGAAGACCUCAGCCUGCUUUGAACCUAGCCUGGAUUACAUGGUGACCAAGAUUCCUCGCUGGGAUCUUGACCGUUUCCAUGGAACAUCCAGCCGAAUUGGUAGCUCAAUGAAAAGUGUGGGCGAGGUCAUGGCCAUUGGUCGCACCUUUGAGGAAAGUUUCCAGAAGGCUCUGAGGAUGUGCCAUCCAUCUGUGGAUGGGUUCACUCCCCGGCUCCCAAUGAAUAAGGAAUGGCCAGCAAACCUGGAUCUGAAGAAAGAGCUGUCUGAGCCCUCCAGCACCCGCAUCUACGCCAUUGCUAAGGCCUUGGAGAACAACAUGCCCCUUGAUGAGAUUGUGAAGCUCACGUCCAUCGACAAGUGGUUUCUGUAUAAGAUGCGUGACAUUUUAAACAUGGAUAAGACACUGAAAGGGCUUAACAGUGAGUCUGUUACAGAAGAAACUCUGAGAAAGGCCAAGGAGAUUGGGUUCUCAGACAAACAGAUUUCAAAAUGUUUGGGACUGACUGAAGCCCAGACAAGAGAGCUGAGAUUAAAGAAAAACAUCCACCCUUGGGUUAAACAGAUUGAUACAUUGGCUGCAGAAUACCCAUCAGUAACAAACUACCUGUAUGUUACCUACAACGGCCAGGAGCACGAUAUCAAAUUUGAUGAACAUGGAAUAAUGGUUCUGGGCUGUGGUCCAUACCACAUUGGCAGCAGUGUGGAAUUUGAUUGGUGUGCUGUCUCCAGUAUCCGUACACUGCGCCAACUUGGCAAGAAGACAGUGGUGGUGAAUUGUAACCCAGAGACUGUGAGCACUGAUUUUGAUGAGUGUGACAAACUCUACUUUGAAGAGCUGUCUUUGGAGAGAAUCCUAGACAUCUACCACCAGGAGGCAUGUAAUGGCUGCAUCAUAUCAGUUGGGGGCCAGAUUCCAAACAACUUGGCGGUCCCGCUGUACAAGAAUGGUGUCAAGAUCAUGGGUACAAGCCCUCUGCAGAUCGACAGGGCUGAGGAUCGCUCCAUCUUCUCAGCUGUCUUAGAUGAGCUAAAGGUGGCCCAGGCUCCAUGGAAAGCUGUGAACACUUUGAAUGAAGCACUGGAAUUUGCAAACUCUGUGGGCUACCCCUGCUUACUGAGACCUUCCUAUGUUUUGAGUGGGUCUGCCAUGAACGUGGUAUUCUCUGAGGAUGAGAUGAAAAGGUUCCUUGAGGAGGCCACUCGAGUCUCUCAGGAACACCCGGUGGUGCUGACCAAGUUUGUGGAGGGGGCCCGGGAAGUAGAGAUGGACGCUGUUGGCAAAGAAGGACGGGUCAUCUCCCAUGCCAUCUCUGAACAUGUUGAAGAUGCAGGUGUCCACUCAGGAGAUGCCACCCUGAUGCUACCUACACAGACCAUCAGCCAAGGAGCCAUUGAAAAGGUGAAGGAUGCCACACGAAAGAUUGCAAAGGCUUUUGCCAUCUCUGGGCCAUUCAAUGUCCAGUUUCUUGUCAAAGGAAAUGAUGUCUUGGUGAUUGAGUGCAAUCUGAGAGCAUCAAGAUCCUUUCCCUUUGUCUCCAAGACUCUUGGGGUGGACUUCAUUGACGUGGCUACAAAGGUGAUGAUCGGGGAGAGCAUUGAUGAGAAGCGACUUCCCACGCUGGAGCAGCCCAUCAUUCCCUCUGACUACGUUGCCAUUAAGGCUCCAAUGUUUUCCUGGCCCCGAUUGAGAGAUGCUGAUCCUAUUCUGAGAUGUGAGAUGGCUUCUACUGGAGAGGUGGCGUGCUUCGGUGAGGGUAUUCACACCGCCUUCCUGAAGGCCAUGCUGUCUACAGGGUUUAAGAUACCUCAGAAGGGCAUUUUGAUUGGAAUCCAGCAAUCAUUCCGUCCAAGAUUCCUUGGUGUUGCUGAGCAGUUGCACAAUGAAGGUUUCAAGCUUUUUGCCACAGAAGCUACAUCAGACUGGCUCAAUGCCAACAACGUCCCUGCCACCCCUGUGGCUUGGCCAUCUCAGGAAGGACAGAAUCCCAGCCUCUCUUCCAUCAGAAAGUUGAUAAGAGAUGGAAGCAUUGACCUAGUGAUUAACCUCCCUAAUAACAACACCAAAUUUGUCCAUGAUAAUUACGUGAUUCGGAGGACAGCUGUGGACAGUGGAAUUGCUCUCCUCACUAAUUUCCAGGUGACCAAACUUUUUGCUGAAGCUGUGCAGAAAUCUCGCACUGUGGACUCCAAGAGUCUGUUCCACUACAGGCAGUACAGUGCUGGAAAGGCAGCCUAAAGCAGUAUGCUUGUCUGGUGAAUUCAUCCUUCAGUCAGCUCGAGCCAUGCUGCACCAAAGGGACUGGUCCCAGCCUAUCUCCAGGAAUGGAUGGUGUUGCCAAACUUUAUUUUGGUUUUCUUUGUUCUUAGUAGUCUGUAUCUUUAACCACUAAAUUGUUGUCAGUCACUGUUUCAAAACUAUAGGUUCUUCCCAAGUCAUUUGUUCUUCACAAGGAAUUCAACCAUUCACACAUUAUCUUUUGUAGACUGACUUAACAUUUCAUGGUGCUGGUUUAUAACGAUUGAAGUAGGAAAAGCUGCUGCCCUAUCUCCUGAAUUCUAUACUCUAAACAUACUCUUGUUUUAAAGUAACUUCAGUCACACCCAAAGCCCACAAACAGGACAGAUUACCAUGAAAUUUUGUUAAAAUAAAAUAUGGAUUUAUUUUACGAAUGGCAUCAUGAUGUUUGUGUAUUCUUCUUUUUUUGGCAAUGAUUCUCACUUAUAUAGUCAACCUAGAAAUAGCAUUUUUUCUUCCCAUGAUUCACAAAGUGACAUUGGAUUUCUUUGAUAGAUCCUUGCUUGAGGUUUUAGAAGAUGUCAGCAAAUGGCAGAGAACACAGAAGUGGUUAUUUUCUUGAUAUUCAUGUUGGAUUUUAAUAUAAGCCAAGUGAAAUGUAUAGACUCAUUCACCUUCUACUCAAAUUUUGAAACACUUUAGAAGUCCCUGUUCCUUUUGUAUGAUGGAUUCUGGCAGUAGCCUGACUCUCACCUUGUAUUCUGUAUACCACACAUAUUACACAUAGGGCCUCCAUUCCUUUACAUGCAACAUUUUUUUCUUUCUUUCAAGAUAGCAUUUGUUGCUUUUAAGUGUUUUGGUUAUUACAAUACUUUAAUUGUGAACUUUUAAAUAAAAUACUAUUAAGUGAAAA